Paramisgurnus dabryanus is the source of this 1985-nucleotide messenger RNA. RefSeq lists its product as uncharacterized. The record is from RefSeq and is a predicted model, not a curated record. Lineage: Eukaryota; Metazoa; Chordata; Actinopteri; Cypriniformes; Cobitidae.
UUUAUUUUAAGACAGACAAUCAUUGUAGUUUCAUUCGUGCCUUGAAAUGUCGGUUGCCUUUCUGAAAUGGAACCCGAAAUAUUAAACCUUGAUGACGUAUGGGGUCGACCAACGCAACUUCCGGAGAACCCACCCAACAACAUGUUCGGGAUGUCCGGCGAGACUGACCACCCUAUUUGGCAAACAUAUUUUUUAUUAUAUUAAAAAUUCGCCCAUCAAUACGUUAAACUCGCAACGUAAUUAAAAUAUGUGAUGGAAACCAGUCGGACACCCAGAGAUAUACUGAAGUACUUUACCUCAAACACCUAAAGCAACAUGGCGAUCAUUUUACUCAUCAUCUCUUUGUUGAUCAACGGUGUUGUUACAGAUGAGAUUGUGUCACUAAAUGAGGGAGAUUCUGUUUCUUUACACACAAACACUAAAACACAGAAAGAUCAUCUGAUCGAGUGGAGGUUUGGCGAUCAACAGGAUCUUAUAGCGAGAAUAAAUGGGGAACCUACCUCACUCAAAAUAUAUGAUGAUGUUCUUGAUGGGAGAUUCAAAGACAAACUGAAGGUGAACACUGAGAAUGGAGAUCUCACCAUCACAAACAUCACAACUAAUAAUAACACUGGAGAUUAUAAGCUAGAGAUCAGCAACAGAGCAAUCACGAGAAAGACAUUCAUCAUAAAUGUGUCUGGUGAUAAAGUGACGGUGAUGGUGGGAGAUUCUGUCAUUACAGUCAAAAAUGUUAUCAAGAAACCAGGAGAUGAGAAGAUUCUGUGGAGGAUGCGACACAACAACUCUCAUGUAGCUGAAAUGAAUGGAACGGUCUUAACUUAUAAUGUUAAUGGUGGGAGAUUCAGAGACAGACUUCAGGUGGAUUAUCAGACUGGAGAUCUCAACAUCACAAAUAUCAGACCUGAUGACUCUGGAUCUUAUAAAGUAGAUAUCACUGUCGGCAGUCACACAUAUACUAUACACAGAUCAUUCACUGUCAAUGUCAAAGAUCAGUCAUCUGGUUUGUCUUCAGGCGUUAUAGCAGGAAUCUGUGUUGUUGUUCUGGGUGUUGUUGUUGCUGCUGCUGCUGUUGGUUUUAUCGUUUACCGCAAGUCUCUUAAGGCUAAUAGAAAUGAGCGGGAAGGUGUAGGCUCCCCGAUAAACAAUGAAGCGACAGGAGAAGAGUCAACAGAGAUGAACAAACCAUUGAGGACUGGAGAUCCCAGCAGCAGUGAUGUUCCUUAAAAGUGUAAUAUCAUCAACAUUACAAACACAUCAACAUUAUUGACUUAUAACAUCACUCUCAUUUCAAUGACUUUAAAACCUGUCUGCCUGUAUGCUGAUGAGGAACUGAACCAGAAGAAAAGCUCUCAAGACUACUGAAACACUGAAAAAAAUAUAAAGUCAGGUUUAUAGAGCACUUCACAGACACGGUAUACAAUGUACACUAUAUACACUAUAUACACACAUGCAUUAACAUUACCUCAUAAUAGAUUUCAUACCUGGUACUACACUGGAAAGACUGUUUUGAAUGUACUAUUUGCUGUUUCAUGCUCAUAUCUGCAUAGCUAUGAUAACUCUGAAUAAUUGCAAUGUAACAGCCUGAAUGAACACAGAUGCAAAUGUAACUAGCAUUCCAAAAUGCAAGCUGCCUUAAAAUUUUCUUUAAAAUAAGUUUUGACAAUCUGGUGCUACUACUUUGAUUUGUGUGAGAUGGGUUUGAUUUAUUUAAAGAUUUGAUUUAAAAAGUAAACAUUAACUUUCUUAACACCAACUCUAAGCUAUGUUUUUAUUAUUUGGCUACAGUUUUUAGUUUUAAACAACUUUAAAAGAAUUAUUACGGUACUUGUAUUUUCUCAAUCAUUUAAGAACUUUGUAAAUUAAAGUCCUAACUGUGAUUUUUUUUGUUGUUGUGUUUUUUCUUUCUUUUAUUUUGUGAAUGUAAAAACUGUUUAACAGAUCACUUGAGAUGACUGAACCUCAAUUAAAUCUCUGUUCUGAUCUCA